AUGGUACUGUUGGGAAGGCCUGACGAGUGCGGGUUGAGCAUACAGUCGCGAGCAUCGCGGACGUACUUUCAGCUGGAUGCCAUCGAUCCCUCGAAACGCGGAACCACGAUUGAGAAACAGCGCGCUUUUCCCGUUGGCUCUUCGUCUAGGAUGGUGCGAGGUGUCUGUCUCAACCCGCGAAAACUAGAGACAGAGGCAUUUGCGGAGCGCGAUGAAGCUAUCAAGCUUGUGCAGAAGUUCAUGGUUCUGGCGCAGACGCUGGAGAGUUUGAAGGCUGUCGCAUUCGCGCUUGGGACUGCAGAUGGUGUGGAGAUCAGAGCUUCGAGGAUCGAAGAGAAGGUUGGUGCAAGCAGAUGCCCGUCGCCUGAGCUGGCAUUUAGUCCGCUUAAAUGUCCCACAUCAAAGCACGCUCGAGAAGACUUUUUGCACCCUCUCUUGGUCGCGCUUGUUGCAUUCAAGUUAGGCGGCCCGGUCAAUGCAGCCUUCACCACACACCGACACGAGUGGAGAAUUCCAAGCGACAACACACGCGAUACACCGAAUCUCCAUAGUGAGGGCGACGCCGGUAACAUGUUCGAGGAAAUGCGGAUCACCGUAGUCUGGGAGACGCGCGACGGUGAAGCAGCCGUUCCUUCAGGCAACCACACUGUGUUUCUGACAGGUGAUGCCACCCCUCGACCGCUGGUAGCAUUGAGAACGCAGGAGGAGGAUGGAGCUAGCUCGCCAAUCGCUAUACUUUACGAUUGCGGACAAGCGGCGUUGUACUACGACUGUGAUGAUCCGGAUAUUAUACGCAAGAGCAUCAGCGUGGACCUGCACCUGAAUACUAUCUUGGAUGAAGAUAUCCAGCUCUUAGAUGGCUCGUCCAGCAACGCGUUUCACGGAAAGCUAUCUCUGACCGAAUUAGUGACUGACUUUCCCAUCGCAGCAUACGCCACCCACUUCCACAACCUUCUCUUCGACAGUGUUGCACUCAACGUCAUGCUUACAAAACUGGGAACGCUCGACGUACCGUCAGCGCCAACUAUGCCGAACAGUGGACAGUGUCUGCUGGAAGAACGGUUCGAGACGUACAAGAAGGACAACUGGGCUCAUCUGCCGCUAGAGGUAAAGAGAAUGAAAACUGACGUGUAUCUGGAAGGCACUUAUCCCACAGCAGUCAGCUUUCUCAAUAAUGUUGUCCUCAAGGCACGUCGCGACGUUCAUCUACCUGUCGGAAUAAGUCUGUUUCCGCAGUCUCCCAUGGAUGUGAACUGCGAGUGGGCGAGAAGGUUUAUCUGA
Molecule: messenger RNA, 1281 nt
Organism: Alternaria atra
Lineage: Eukaryota; Fungi; Ascomycota; Dothideomycetes; Pleosporales; Pleosporaceae
Exons: 2
Coding region: 1-1281 (426 amino acids)
Source: RefSeq, a predicted model, not a curated record